Hevea brasiliensis (rubber tree) is the source of this 3540-nucleotide messenger RNA. Its product is annotated as probable disease resistance protein At4g27220. Bases 401 to 3277 code for a protein of 958 amino acids. Lineage: Eukaryota; Viridiplantae; Streptophyta; Magnoliopsida; Malpighiales; Euphorbiaceae. The record is from RefSeq and is a predicted model, not a curated record. Gene Ontology annotation, molecular function: protein binding; ADP binding. The transcript has 3 exons.
AAAAAAAAAUUAAUUCUCACCCAUCAUGUGACAAGCGUUAGGCGGCCCACAGUCACCCUUGAAAGCAGUGCCGUCGGAACUCUGGCAGUUGACAUCAUUUCUGGUUUAUGUUGACUUUUACCAUAUGCUUUUGUAAUUACACAUUUUGAGGAGAUCUAGGAAGCAGGGAGGUGAGGUGGGGUUCUUACUUUCUUCCAUCGUAGCCUGGCCAGAGCCAAGGGAGUUCGCAAACGGUAUGUCAUUCGACCAAGUAGAUAUGAGCCUAUGACUUUGCUAAAAUAAAACUACAAAUGGAAGAUUGGGGUGGGAUCAUUCCUGCUUUAAACCCUCUUCAAGUCUACCAGUAGGGUAAUUAUUUCUGCCGAUCCUAACAAAAACAAGUGGAAAAAGAACAAUAGGCAUGGAGAAUCUGGGGAAAGCCAUAGAAAUAGCUGGUUCAGUGGUGGAUUAUGCUUUAAAUUUUGAGGAAAAGAAGCAAGUUCUAGAAAGAAAAUUGAAACAACUAGAAAGCGUUGAAGCUGACAUAAUUGUGGAACUAGAAAAUUCAGAAUCUUGGUCUGGUAAGAAACGGAAGAAUGAAGUUGCAAAUUGGCUGAGUAAUGUAGCACAGAUGAAAAGAGAGGUUCAGAGCAUAGAAGAAGUAAUAGCACAGGGUGGAUGGAGCAUACUUUUAGGAAAGAAUUUAGAGAAAAAGACUGAAGAAUUGAAUGAACUUCUUGAUCAAAGGAAUAGAUUUCAAGGAGCACUUGUGCUUGAUGUGCAAGAGGAUGGUGGAGAUCAAUUGCUAGCCCCAAAAUUAGUGGGGCAAGCAUUUCAAACAAAUUUUAGUGAGAUUAAGGAAUGUUUAGUGAUGGAUGAGUUCUCAAUUAUUGGCAUUUACGGGAUGGGAGGAGUAGGUAAAACAGCACUGGUAACACAUAUUCAUAAUGAGCUUCUUCUAAGAAACAGAAAUGUUUAUUGGACAUCUGUAUCACAAGACUUGAGCAUUUCUAAAUUGCAGAAUCGUGUUGCCAAAACUAUCGGUUUUGAUCUUUCCAAUGAAGAUGACGAAAAGAAAAGAGCUGCAAAACUGUCAAAAGCUUUAAGUAAGAGACCAGAAUUUGUUCUUAUUCUUGAUGAUUUGUGGAUCCAUUUUCCUCUGGAGAAAGUAGGUAUACCUGUUGGAGCGAAUGGAUGUAAGUUGAUUCUUACAACUCGUUCGUUAGAUGUUUGUUGGAGGAUGGGUUGUCAAAAAAAAUUCAAAGUGGAGCCUCUUUCCGAAAAGGAAUCUUGGAACUUAUUCGAGGAGAAAAUAGGAGAAGCAGUUUUAGAAGAAGUUAAACCAAUUGCAAAAUCUAUUGUGAGGGAAUGUGCUGGUUUGCCACUUGGAAUUGUAACAAUAGCUGGAAGUAUGAGGGGAGUGAGUGAUGUUUAUGAAUGGCGAAAUGCAUUGAGGGAACUGCAAGAAUCAAUACUUUGGCAAGGUGACAUGGAAUAUGAGGUAUUCCGAAUAUUGAAAUUUAGUUAUAAUCGCUUGAUUGAUUCAGCAUUGCAACAGUGUUUCUUGUACUGUGCAUUAUAUCCAGAAGAUCAUAAAAUCAAAAGAGUGGAGUUGAUAGAGUAUUUGAUUGUUGAGGGAAUAAUAGAAGGAGGAAGCAGGGAAGCAGAAAUUGAUAUGGGUCAUACCAUAUUAAAUAGACUUGAAAAAGUAUGCUUGUUGGAAAGUGUUGUGGAACAGGGAGGCAGAUGUGUGAAGAUGCAUGACUUGGUUCGAGAUAUGGCCAUCCAAAUAAUGAAAGUGGAUCCAAGAGUGAUGGUUAAAGCAGGUAAACAGCUGUUUGAAAUGCCAAAUUGGAGGAAUUGGGCAGAGGAUCUUGUGAGAGUUUCAUUAAUGUAUAACCAUAUAGAGGAAAUUCCUUCUGGCUAUUCACCAAGGUGUCCCCAGCUUUCAACCUUAUUAUUGUGUGGCAAUAAGUUGAGAUCAAUUGCAGAUUCUUUUUUCGUUCAGUUGCAUGGGCUCAAGGUUCUGGAUCUCUCUUAUACUCGUAUUGAACAAUUGCCGGUUUUCAUCUCCCAUUUGGUGAAUCUAAGUGCCUUAUUGCUCAGAGGGUGUAGCAGGCUGAGGCACAUGCCAUCAUUGGCACAACUUACAGCGCUGAAGAAGUUGGAUAUGCAUUAUACUAAAGUUAAACAUGUGCCUCAAGGCAUAGAAUUGCUUUUCAAUCUUGAGUAUCUGGAUCUCAGUAACACAGAAAUAAAGGAGUUACCAACUGGAAUAUUACCAAACCUUUUCUCUCUGCAAGUCCUCAUUCUUGACCAAGUUAAAGCAGUGGAAAUAGCAUCCUUGAGGAAGUUGGAAAGAUUGGAAUGUCGUGUCUAUGAUGUUGAUGAGUUGAAUGCAUACACAACUUCAACACAUACUUCCAAUCUAAUUCAAUACUAUCUUCUGGUUGCCCAACAUAAGCCACCAGACAACUUGUUACCACGAGGUUUGAAAGUUGUGUAUUUUGAUAAUUGCAGUAUCGAUGGAGAUGAAGAUGCCAUACUUCUCCCAAAAGACGUCCAAUGCCUGGAUUUUUUUCAAUGCGACAUCAAACGAAGGAGCUUAUGCUUGAAAAAUGCGACUGAACCAAGAUCCUUCACAAUUGCAUCUUGUAAUGGGAUAGAAUGUUUGUUCUCAUUGUCCUCUUCUCCUUCUAUAUUUCAAAGCCUUGAGGAUAUGUAUAUUAGCGAUUUAAAGGACUUGCAUUUCCUCUUUGGUAGAGAAGCAGCUAUGGCAUCACCACCAGCAAAAUUUAUGCCAUUGUCACCACCUCUUGGUACCUUUUCUCUUCUUAAAAAAUUUUCUAUGUGGGGAUGUCCAAGUAUAAAGAAGCUGUUCCCUCCUGGCUUGUCUUCAAACCUUCAAAAGCUGGAAGACAUUUCUGUUCAUUAUUGUAAAAACAUAGAGGAGCUGAUAGCAAUGGAAGAGCAACAAGAAAGCCAUAAAAGCAAGGGCAUUAUUCAUUUCCCUCUCCCAAAAUUACAGUCUAUUAGUUUGAGUUACUUACCAGAACUAAAGAGCAUUUGCAGUGGAAAAAUGAUUUGCAAUUCUCUCUGUAGAAUUUAUGUAGACAGUUGCCUGAAGUUAAAGAGGAUGCCUCUCUCUCUUCUCGUGUUGGACAAUGACCAACUGUCUCCACUCCCUUCUCUCCAAAACAUCAAAAUAUUUCCCCAAGAAUGGUGGGAGACAGUUGAAUUGGACCAUCCUAAUGCCAAGAAUGUCCUCCUGCCCCUUUGCCACUUCAAGAGAUACUGAAGAGGAACUGUUGACGGAAUGUGUGGCAAGUAGAGGCAAGCUGCUUCAUCUUCACUGAUCAUUUUCAAUUCAUUCAUCAACCAUUCUAUCCACCACUUUGCUUUGUCUGGGUUUCAUUUUGUCAGUGUAGGAAGUAUUCCCAGUUUGAAUCAUACUGAACUUUUCUUGCAGUUAUCUUCCACUGCUUCUGUGUAUGUAUUUUUACCUUUAAUGUACUAUAUAUAACACUUACUUUGUUAUGAAUUAUCUUCUUCUUUUUAGAA